UCGUGACUUCCGGUCCUUAUAUAAACAGUAAAGAUGGCGGCCUCCUGUCUGCGCCGCGCCGUCCUCCGUCAGACCCUGAACCGGUUCAGGUCUUUAGGACGGGACCGGAUCUGGAUCUCACCUGGACGCAGGUCUCAGACUCACGUGGAGCAGAACAGCAGCUCUGUGACGCAGGCUGCGGCGGCACAACGCUCUGCAUGCUGGGUAAACAGACUCCAGGCGUCUGAGAGAGGAGGAGGAGGAAGAGGAGGAGGAGGAGGAGGAGGAGCGGCACUGUGUGCAGCCGUCGCCUUCUCUCUGUUCAGUAGAUCUGAUGAAAACCAAAAAGAUGAAUCUCAGAGGAAAGAGGACGAGAUGAUUCUGCUGCUGAAGAAGGCAAAGCUCAGUCUGAUCAGGGAUCAGCUCCAUGCAGCCUCUGGUUUCCUCCAUCAGGCCGUCGCUCUGGCUCAUCAGACCCACAACAACCAGGCCGUUAUCUACACCUACAGCCUGAUGGCAAACCUGGCCUAUGUGCAAGGUCAGUUGGACAACGCAGAGAAACUCUUCAAGGCAGCGAUGAGCUUCAUGUUGUCAGGAGGAACGCCACUGGACGACAACGCUGUCAUCGAGAUGUCUCUGAAACUCGCCACCAUCUACGCCGAGCAGAACAAGGCGGAGCUUGCUGAGCAUGGCUUCAGGUUCUGUACCGAGUCGCUCGAGGCCAAACUGCAGAAACAGAAAGACCUGACAGAAGAAGAGCAGACAGAGGAGCAGGAGGUUCUGAGGAAGGAGACCCGCCUCCUCCUCGGUCUGUGUCUGGACUCACGUGCUCGAUACCGAGCGUCAACAUCGCACCUGAACCAGGCGAGACAGGACUACGAGUCGGCCCUGAACAUCUGCCGCCAGGAGCAGGGAGAGACACACCCACAGACUCUAGUUCUGAUGAGCGACCUGGCGACCAUCCUGGAUCUGCAGGGUUGCCAUGACGACGCCCUGGCAUUGGUCCAACAGGCCGUGGACCUGAGCCGGUCCGCCGGACACCCGGACCAGCACGUCCUGCUGGGAAACAUGGCCGGAGUCUUGCUGCACAAAGGUCAGCUGCAGGACUCGGUCCGGUUCUACCAGGAGGCUCUGGUUCUGGCCCGGCAGGCCGGAGACAAGGAGGCCGUGGACAAGAUCCAGGAAGGACUGAAGGAGGUGAAGGAGAGGAGGGAGCAGGAGACGAAUGAGCAAUGACUGGUGGACGGUCACAGACUGGACGUGUUCAACAACUGACAGUGUGAACAUAUCAGUGAUUCUCAGACUGGUGUUAAACAUCGUCUUUGUCCCCAGAGGAUGAACCCCCAAAUAAAGACCUGCUGUAUGUCUGUA
This is a messenger RNA of Scophthalmus maximus (turbot), 1350 nucleotides long. RefSeq names its product tetratricopeptide repeat domain 19 (gene ttc19). Gene Ontology annotation, biological process: mitochondrial respiratory chain complex III assembly. The record is from RefSeq and is a predicted model, not a curated record. Gene Ontology annotation, molecular function: protein binding. The transcript has 11 exons. Gene Ontology annotation, cellular component: mitochondrial inner membrane. Bases 34 to 1215 code for a protein of 393 amino acids. Lineage: Eukaryota; Metazoa; Chordata; Actinopteri; Pleuronectiformes; Scophthalmidae.